This is a messenger RNA of Synchytrium microbalum, 789 nucleotides long. RefSeq lists its product as uncharacterized. Bases 1 to 789 code for a protein of 262 amino acids. Lineage: Eukaryota; Fungi; Chytridiomycota; Chytridiomycetes; Synchytriales; Synchytriaceae. The transcript is spliced from 6 exons. The record is from RefSeq and is a predicted model, not a curated record.
AUGCUCUCGACAGAUACUCCAACUCCCGUGCCCGAACCAAUUGCAAUUGCUGAUGAAACCGCACCUGCCCAUGCACAGACCUUGAAAGAAGCGGCUGCUCCCCUUGUAGACCACCUGAAAACCAAAUUCAAUGAGGCCACUGCCGCUGCUCAAAAGUUUGUCGAGCCAUAUUAUGAACAAUACGUACCUCCUCAAGUGAAAGCUGGUCUUGAAAAAGCAUUGCAAACUACCACAAAGUUUGGUCACGACAGUGUCACUAAGGGCAGAGUCAUUGUAGAAGGUGCUACUACUACCAUCACUGCACACACUCCUGCUCCAAUCUUAAAGGUCGUAAAGGACGCUAUUGAACAAGGAAAACAUUUCGCUGAAGAUCCAGCUGGCACCGCCAAACACAUUGCGGAAGAUAUCAAGACUUAUGUUCCAACGUAUGUUUUGAACUAUGGCAGCAGGACCUAUGAAGUUAUUCAACACACUGCUGAGACUCUCCGUACAAACACCAAAGAAACGAUGGAAGGAGCCAAGAAAUCCGUCGAAGACAUUUCAGCUCGUGCCGUAUCUGCUCUGGACAAUACAACUGGAGUCAUCGUCACCAGAGUAAACGGUGUUGUCGAAAAGGUUGUGGCAAUCCCUCAAGUACAUAAUGUAGUAGAACAGCUCAAGACAUUGAUUGCUCCGCUCCAACACGAACUGUUUCCUGGAUCUCCAAGCGAGGAGGAUGCUCCAAUCCCCUUCUUGCCAGAACAGGAUGAGGCUGCUGCCACACCUCUUGCUGAAAAGCCAAAAGCAUAG